GCAGCAGCCGCGAGCCCAGAGUCUGGAGCCGGGUGCCUGUGCCCGGCGGCCGGCGGCGAUGAAGGUCUGGAGCUCGGAGCACGUGUUCGGCCACCCUUGGGACACGGUCAUCAAAGCUGCUAUGAGAAAGUACCCAAAUCCGAUGAACCCCUGUGUCGUGGGAGUUGAUGUGCUGGAGCGCAGUGUGGACGGCAGCGGCCGGCUUCACAGCCACCGCCUCCUCAGCACUGAGUGGGGGCUGCCCGGCCUCGUGAGAGCGAUUUUGGGAACCACUAGGACUUUGACAUACAUCAAAGAACAUUCUGUUGUGGAUCCAGUGGAAAAGAAAAUGGAACUUUGCUCCACUAAUAUCACACUCACAAACUUGGUGUCGGUGAAGGAGAGGUUGGUGUACACACCCCAUCCAGAGAACCCUGAAAUGACUGUGCUCACACAAGAAGCCAUCAUCAGUGUGAAGGGGAUCAGCUUUGGCAGCUAUCUGGAAAGUUUAAUGGCCAGCACAAUAUCAUCUAAUGCAAAGAAGAUGCCUCACCUGAAAAAUCAAAGAGGAAAGAAAGAGAGAAAAAAGAAAGGAAGAAAAAAGCGAAUCCUGAAUACGGUUCAACAGCCCAGUCUGGGAGAGGUGUGGAAUCUCCUGGAACCUGCUGCCUGCCCACUCACAGCUUCCGCCAGGUUCCUCGUGAUGACCUCCCAGGACAGAAGGUCCAGCCGAGGCGCAGGUACAGUGCUGGGCCAUUGUAGAGUGAGACCCAGAGGAAGAAGACCUCGGACAGGAGAAAGACAAGGACCAUGAAGCUGACACUUUGUUGUCCUGACUGCUGGGUCAUGGUCCUGGGAGCCGGCCCUGCUCAGAGCCCUGUUGCCCCGUGCCAGUGUUUAGUCACAUUGUUCUUGUGCCUUGUCUAUUUUCUGCAUAGCAGCAGCUCCCAGCUCUUUCUGGCCAGUUCUUGGGAUCUCACUAAAUAGCUUUUCUCUUUUUAGAUAACUGCCUGUUUCCUUCCCAUGCCUCCUGAAUGACAGUCUUUACCACCAGCCUCUUCCCACAUAUUUGGCUACCAUCUGUCAUUUGAGAUGGUGCCGCCAUGUAUCCUUCUCUUCCCCUCAUCACUGUGCAAAAAAAUCUGCACAUGCUGCAUUAGGGCCUGCCCACCCUCAGUGGUGAUGUAUGGUUGACAGUACCGUGCGUGAGCUUUCCAGUCAGAGGUAGAAUUGGUCAGGAGAGCAAAGCACUCUCCUGGGCCUGCAGCUAGUUUGUCCUGCCAUCCUGGGACCAGCGACCCCAAGUGUUGACCUGACCAUUGAGACCUGUCCUCAGGGAGAGCCACUUGUUAGGCGGUGGCGGCAGCAGUGCCUGUGGUUUUAAGCAUUCUGCUGUCCUGUUAGACUCAAGGUACUUCCAAAUUGGGAGUUUUAAUUUUCCCAUUUUCCAAAGUAACAUGUACAGUCUCUUUCAAUAUGUUGCAAAUUAUAAAAACUUGAGAGAAGGCCUCCUCCAUAAAGGGUGGGUAGAACUGUGUUUCACUAUGUUUUAUUAGAUACUACUUUUUGUUUGAUAAUAGUACUUCCAAUCCAAAAUGAAAUCACAUUUUUAUCAGACUGUUGUAUGUACACAGUUUAAGGUAAAAUAGAGUUAAAAAAUUGAUGAUAAAAGAAAACUUACCCCUUCUUCACAGCAAAGUUCAGCCCUUCUGAGAGGACCCUGAGCUUCUUUGGCAGUUUCUGCCCCUUAUUGCUAGAUUUCUAAAUAAAUAAGCAUAUUGUACUAUUUCUUGAUUCAGCAAUUUUAGAUAUUAUCUGUUGACUUCCUCUUGUGGUGAAUUAUUAUUUUACCUCUCUUACAUCUUCUCUCCCUCCCUCAUUUCUCCAAUAUAGCUAUAUUAUAAUUUAUGGUGAAAAGUACAUUCAUAGGUUCCGGAAUUUUAAAAAUACAUUACUGUUUUUUAUUACCAAGCCAAACCUA
Molecule: messenger RNA, 1960 nt
Organism: Pteronotus mesoamericanus
Lineage: Eukaryota; Metazoa; Chordata; Mammalia; Chiroptera; Mormoopidae
Gene: PRELID3A
Product: PRELI domain containing 3A
Exons: 6
Coding region: 59-793 (244 amino acids)
Biological process (GO): phospholipid transport
Cellular component (GO): mitochondrial intermembrane space
Molecular function (GO): phosphatidic acid transfer activity
Source: RefSeq, a predicted model, not a curated record